Letharia columbiana is the source of this 318-nucleotide messenger RNA. RefSeq lists its product as uncharacterized. Lineage: Eukaryota; Fungi; Ascomycota; Lecanoromycetes; Lecanorales; Parmeliaceae. The transcript has 3 exons. The record is from RefSeq and is a predicted model, not a curated record. The coding region runs from base 1 to 318 and encodes 105 amino acids.
AUGGACCGAGGAAAGCCUACGCUUGAGGGCAUGCCUAUGGAGAUCCAGAUGGAGAUAAUGCGCCACUUCUUGAGAGGCCCCUAUGCUAACACCAUUGUCUUAUACCCGCUAGACUACUACAGCUGGGGCUUUGGCUUUGGCUCUUUGGGCAUCUUGAGCGUCUCAAAGCAUUUCUCUGCAAUAGCACUGAGUGUGCUUUAUGGGGAGAACAAUUUCUAUAUCUGGGGUCUUGAACGAACGCUGGAGGAAUCUGACGAGUCGAAGGGUGUGACGAUGAGGAAGGACCUUCAAACCUUUUACGACGAUACCGACGCGUAG